AUGCAAGCUGAGAUGGCGUUAUUCAAGGCUAAGGCGCAAUUUACUCCUAUGAAACAGGUCCGUAACGAAGUUGUAAUACAUGACGGUACGCCGCCACCCGAUCGGGGCGGCGGCGGCGGUCCUAGACAAGACCAACAGGCAGAUAAGAACAGCGAAGGUAUGACCCCCCCUGAGGUCGCUAUAGAAGGAUCCCAGGCCCCAUCAGGAUCCACAUCAUCCUUCUCUACCAAAGAGCAGGGAAUACGAGUAUCAUACGUCACUGAGCCCUGCUAUGGUGACGUUAAAAUAUGGUUAAAUGGCUGGUGUCUUAGUGGCCCUGGAUGGAAGCAAGGUUAUGGUACUAUUAUUGCGAUUUUGGUGCCAUCGGUGCUCUUGGACGUCUUUGUGGCUCCAGACUUCAACGUGGGCGUUAUGGUCAUCCUAGUUAUACUAGAAGUCAUAACCCUCUUCCUCCUCCUGAAAACAAUUUACUCUGAUCCUGGUAUCCUACCACGACUGGAAUCUCAUGGGGCCUAUGAGGAUCCAGCCACUGGAGAGGUACUCCUGCUUAUUGGGCUCUUCCUAGUAUUGGAAUAUAAGUUGCCUUUUUCCAGCUGA
Perkinsus marinus ATCC 50983 is the source of this 597-nucleotide messenger RNA. RefSeq lists its product as hypothetical. The transcript is spliced from 5 exons. Bases 1 to 597 code for a protein of 198 amino acids. Lineage: Eukaryota; Perkinsozoa; Perkinsida; Perkinsidae. The record is from RefSeq and is a predicted model, not a curated record.